AUAGUGCCGGUAAAGAAACAUAUUCUAAAAUGUUUGUUUACGAGUUUAUGGCUGGUAUUGUGGAUCACAUAACAGGCGGAGAGGAAACGGAGUAUUAUGAUCCACAUGAGAACCGUAAAGUAGAGAAGCCCACGUCCUAUGCAGACACUAUGAUGCACUUACUGAAGGGAAGUAUAGGUGCGGGCGUCUUAGCGAUGGCAGACGCCGUUGCUAGAGUAGGAAUCAUAGGCAGCAUAUUUGGUAUUCUUCUAAUUGGUUCUUUCGCAACAUAUUGUGUACAACUACUUAUUGCAGCGCAAUAUAGACUCUGCAAAAAGUGGCGGCGUGGUUAUAUGGCCUAUCCAAAAUCGAUGUUUCUAGCACUGAAAGAUGGCCCACCUUGCAUGCGCUGGGCAGCAAAAUCUCUUUAUUAUUUCGUGGAUACAGUGCUUGUUUUAUGGCAGCUUGGUAUUUGUUGCAUUUACUGCGUAUUUGUUGCGGAAAAUAUAAAACAGGUUUGUGAUUAUUAUGGACAAGAAAUGUCAUUACGAUAUCACCUCUGCUUUUUAAUAGUACCUCUAACGAUCAUGGGUCUCGUCAAAGAUUUGAAGUUACUUACACCCUUCUCGUCUAUUUCAAACGUAGUUACAGCAUUUGGGUUUAUUCUUGUGUUCUUCUACCUUAUUGAAGAUGACGUUACAAUUGAAGAGGAAAAACUUCAACUUAAAGCUUAUAAAGAAAUUCCAUUUUUUAUCGGAACUACAUUAUUUGCACUCGAAGCAGUCGGAGUUGUGUUGGCAUUAGAGUAUAACAUGGAAAACCCAAAACGGUUUGUGGGAUUAUUUGGCCUAUUUAACAUCGGCAUGGCCAUCAUAAUGUCGCUUUACUUACUAAUGGGAAUUUUUGGAUACCUGAAGUACGGUGAUGACAUAAAGGCAUCGAUUACGCUGAAUUUACCUCAUAAUGAAAAAAAGGCACAAGUCGCGAAGAUUAUAUUUGCAAUAUCAAUAUUUCUAACAUUUCCACUACAGAAUUUUGUAGCCUACAAUAUUCUCUGGAGAAAGAUUAAAAAAGCGUUAGGACACCAGAAGCACAUAUAUUGUGUCGAUUAUAUGCUGCGUAUAGUACUUGUUAUUUUACCAUGGUCGGUAGCCGUAGCAGUACCUAAGCUUGGACCCUUUAUCGCAUUGUUUGGCGCGCUCUGUCUCACACUAUUGGCAAUGGUGUUUCCUGGUUUGAUGGAUGCGUGUGUGUGGUACCCCAUAGGCUAUGGAUUAUGUCGCUAUCGUUUGGUGCGUGACAUAUUUAUCGUAAUAAUAGGGCUCACGUGCCUUUUCUCGGGGUGCUACACUAGUCUACUCGAGAUAGCAGCUGUUCAUGAUGAAGAAUAA
Vanessa atalanta (red admiral) is the source of this 1370-nucleotide messenger RNA. Its product is annotated as proton-coupled amino acid transporter-like protein CG1139. Bases 30 to 1370 code for a protein of 446 amino acids. Gene Ontology annotation, cellular component: vacuolar membrane. NCBI's taxonomy places the organism in Eukaryota, Metazoa, Arthropoda, Insecta, Lepidoptera, Nymphalidae. Gene Ontology annotation, molecular function: amino acid transmembrane transporter activity. Gene Ontology annotation, biological process: amino acid transmembrane transport. The record is from RefSeq and is a predicted model, not a curated record. The transcript has 8 exons.